AUGCUUUUCGCAUGGCGGGCCCCAGUACAGCAAGUGCUUCGGGUGCUUCGAGCCUCGCCGGCUCAGUGUGGCAGCUGUCGGUGGACCAGUGCUUUGAUCCGGCGGCGGCGGCGGGCCUUCCACCGUGCCUUGGAGGACCCCCACGUCAACCCAGCCAGGCUCCAGAAGCUGCGUGAGAGAUCCGCCAGGCCAUCGCGCGGCAUGCUUCGGUACUUGGCCGAGAACAAAAUUGGCCGAGUGCAGACGCAGGAGGAUCGAAAGAAGCUUUGGUAUGAGCACAGGUAUGUUCGCUAUGCUCCCAGCUUCAUCGGCCAGAUUAAGCCGAAAAUGCGGCUUUGGACUGCGGCGCUUGAGGAGUCGCAGCUGCCGCUUGCGCGCCUACCAGAGAUCGCGGUGUGCGGACGGUCGAACAGCGGCAAGUCCACGCUCCUGAACUACCUCUGCGGCCAGGAGAGCGCCAACGUGCGCAGGUUUCCGGGCAGCACGACGGAGCUGGUCUUCUGGAAGGUGGGUCGCCCUGCGCAGCUCUGCUUGGUGGACUUGCCAGGCUACGGAUAUGCGGAGGCAUCGGAGGAGAAGAGGCUCCAGUGGACGGAGUUCAUGCUUUGGUACGUCCGAGCACGCAAGAACUUGAAGCGCCUGCUUCUGCUGGUUGACGCCCGCCAGGGACUGAAGCCCUCCGACCGUGAGAUGAUUGCAUACUUGGAAAGACACAGUGUCCCAUGGCAGAUCAUUGUCACUAAGUGUGACAAAGUGCCGAGCAAGGACAUCGCCAGGCGGCUUACAGUUUUGAAGGAAGAUCUCAGACAGUACAGGAAGAUGGCUGGCGACCCCCUUCCAGUUAGCGCCUUGAAACGGCGGGGUAUGGACAUGCUCCGCGACAUCCUCAACCAAAUGAAGGUGGCAAAGGAGAUGGUGAAGGAGGGCAUCCGACUCAAGGUCUACGAUCUUUUAGAGCAGAGGAGGAUACGGAACCGGGAGCGGCGGCGCCGGAAGAGCGAGAAGAAGGAGGCGGCUACAGCAUCUGAAGAGGGUGCCGCUGGGUCGCAGGUCAAAGCUGAUGUCCAGGCCGAAGAUGCUGUGCCCGGGACAGAGGAUGCACCCGACAUGGAUCUCCACCAGCUGUUGGGAAACUGGACUUCGCAAGCACCUGCACGGCAAGAUCAGGAAGGGUCACGCAUCCAGCAUAGCCCAGUCGUUUCCAAAGCCUUCUUUUCUGUAGAUGAUCGAGACACGAGGCGGGUAGAUUCGUUCAUGUCAUCCUUGUUCCCAGAUCUCAGUGAACUGCGUGCCAUGUCAGCCAGUCCUCAUACUGUCCACUACCCACCCGUAUCGGCUGGCGGAGAAGGUGGUGACAUCACCCCCACCAUGUGUGCAGUCGACAACCUUGCUGCAGAAGCUUCCCAGGCUGAAGAGGACCCUCUAGCAUUCAGCGACGAGGCAAGUGACGAUGAAAGUGAUGAAGGUGAGGAGUUGGACGUCAAGCCAGAGGUGCGCCGUUUCGACUUCCACCACUCCGGGGAGACGUCAAGAAGUGGUAAAGGUCCAUCCCUGUUCCCGGGACUGCGGGCCGAGAAGCGAGACUCCGAAGAGGUUGGCUUGCUCAGAGGCCAGCAAGGCCAGCAAGGCCGCCCACGGGGAGACAAGAUGUACACGGAAGACGACUUCGCCUCGCCACAGGACUACGCGGCAGGCUUCCGGCGCUGGGCGCCUGCCGCACCCGCAGGGACGCCGGGCAAGUUCAUGGCUGAAAUCCGCCAGCGCUAUGAACGUGAGUGGUCCAUGGAGCUGGAGGACGUUAGCCACAGCGCAAGGGGAGCCCCAGACACCCAGUGGUCGGAGCGGGCUGAGACUCCGGAGGCGCGCCUUUCGAAGGACGCGAAGGACGGGCAGGACGCGAAGAUGCCCCUGAUGCCCUUUGUGACGCAGAAGGGGUUGAAGCCGAUCCCCAAAGGCCAUGAGAAGAAGAAGAUCUUGGGAAAGCCCCCUGCCCGAAUCUUGAAAAUGAAGCGCAGCACGGACGUCUUGAAGGCCUUGAACCUGAAAGCACGAGAUCGGACCAGAAAGCGCAACACUGGUACAGGCUUGGAGUGGGAGGAAGCGAAGGACAAGUGGUUGACGUGGUACUCUCGUAACAAGUCCAAGAACUGGCACAGAGUUAGCGAGGCAGACUCGCCCAUGAAAGAGGAUGUGGAAGCCGAGUACGAGACGUUUCAGGAAAGGCGGCGACAGCGUGCUGCAAAUCUGCGACAGGCCCGGCACAAAGGUGGCCGUGCACGGGAUGCAAAUGCGCCACGUGACGAAGCAGCUCUGCCUGAGUGGGCUGGGCGAGAUGAGUGA
Messenger RNA from Symbiodinium natans, 2340 nucleotides. Lineage: Eukaryota; Dinophyceae; Suessiales; Symbiodiniaceae. The record is from the annotation of a GenBank genome assembly.